This is a messenger RNA of Chenopodium quinoa (quinoa), 2039 nucleotides long. RefSeq names its product cadmium-induced protein AS8-like. Lineage: Eukaryota; Viridiplantae; Streptophyta; Magnoliopsida; Caryophyllales; Amaranthaceae. The transcript has 4 exons. Bases 321 to 794 code for a protein of 157 amino acids. The record is from RefSeq and is a predicted model, not a curated record.
AAAUCUACGGAGUACAAAAGAGAAUAGAGCUAGUGGGCCUAAAAUAGCUCCAAAGAUAAGAUAAAGCCAUAAAGGUGAUAAGGGAUUAUCAAAUACCACACCAUAAUCCGUAACUAAUUAACUACUUAUGAUUAUGAAUAUUAAUUAAGAAUUUUAGAGCCCGAUUCUUAAUUGGACCCAGUCCAAACUCGCAAGCAAUUUGUUUCAUCCGAAUUCAACUCCCGCUUGCCAUCACACAAAACCCAGGUAAACACAAAAAAAAAAAGGGAACAACUUGAUUUUGGAGGUGAACUUUGCUUUGAUUUUCAUCUGCAAUUUGAAUGGUCCUUAUGAUAAUAAAAGGGCUCUUCAGGAGGUAUGAGAGAUGGAAUCCUGUGCAUCCAACCCAUGGAGCCUUUUGGGGAAUGGGAGUAGGGAUUGGUUGCGGUGUGGGUUGGGGUCCUGGUUUUGGACCUGAGGUGAUUGGAUAUGUUGGUGCCGGAUGUGGAAUUGGAUUUAGUGUCGGUAUUACUCUAGUUGGUUUUGGCAUUGGCCUUCCUGUAUAUACUCUCAACGAUGCUCCUAAAGCUUUAAUAGCCACAAGAAGCAAUACUUGGGACAUUCCAUCUCAGUUUCGGAGAUUGCAACAGAAGGCAAAUGACAGCUUUUCAUACUUGAAGGACUUAGAUAUUUUGAAAGGGACAGAUAAAUUCGAUGGAGAAAAUGCAAUAUCUUCACAGAGAAAGGCUAUUUCUGAAAGUUCUGAAGUAUUGAAGGAAAAAGAUUCUGAAUCUGAUAGAGAUAUCAAAGAUUGAUACUAGUGAGGCUAGAUCAUGGCAAGCAAAAGCUACAUAUGAAGAGCAUAUUGCACUUUGUAGGUUUGAGUAUAGAAAAUCCACAUUGUAAACCAUGGCCAUCAGGUCUGACAUGCUCAUAUCUAGGACGGAGCUUUGUGAGCCUGAGCUAUGUGGAGUGAAGCAAAAACUAAUAUGAAGAGCAUAGUGGGAUUAGCUUCGGAAGUUUUAGUAUGACACAUCUACCUUGUGGAUUAUGUCCAUUAGAUCACCUCCGAAUCCAGUAUUCAAAUUCUUUUUAUUCAUGUGUGAUUGUAGAGCUAAAUUUCCUCUUUUGACAGUUUCAUGUAAUUCCCAUUGGCAUUUUAAUAAAUGACAUUAGCAUGAGGAAUCUGGCAAUUUUCCAACCUCUUGAAUUUAUGCGGUACAGCUGAAAAGAACUAAAGAACCUUUGAGCAGCCUCGUAGCAAGCAGCAGUUGAAGAGGUUAUGGGUGCAUAAUUUGAAGGUGCGUUCAUAGCCAGCAGUAUCAAUAGAUAAUUUGGUAUUUGCUGACAUCCAAUGAUGGGCACUCGUGACCACUGAGAAGACUGAGCUUUUGGAGGGCCAUAGCCUGGUGGUGGAGGUAUCAUGGAAAGCAGUUGCGAGGUAAUACCCUACUUAUCUCUCAAAAGAAAAAUGGUAACGCCCUACUUCAGGCUCUAACUUGAUUGGGUAAUACCGUAAUAGCCCUUGAGAAACUCGCUCCAAGAACAUCAUAACCACACAAAAGCUUAAGGGGAGAAUCAAGGGUCUUUUCUUUCCUGUUCUAAAGUCCCAAAGUGUGAUAGUGAUUUUUUGGUACCAGAUGCUGCGGAAGGUCAGUAUCAGGGUGGGGAAAAAUGACAUAGAUUUCCUUGUUAUCCCCACCGUGCUAUAACAAUUGAUCCAAUAUGGAUGCCCCUCUAGAAGCUAGCUGUGUCCAAAUGUAUACUGAAAGAUACAAGGCGAUGCGAGCAAGGCAGUUGUCAUAGUAAUAUUGCUAAGAAAAGUCCACAACUUUGGCAAACAUUGUGUUCCUUCAACAUUUUUACCUGUUGACACAAGUGAAUGUAUUAGUUGGUACAUAGCAGGGCGAGUUUAGGGUCUUUCUCAUACGACCCCAAAAUUCCCAAUUAUUCAAUUAAUAUUGAAGACUUGAAGUACCAUGGUGAAAUGAAGCUGAUAUGAUUUCAUGAACUUGGAUUAUAAUUACAAACUCUAAAAAAAAGUUUAUGAAACUUUCGCA